AUGAAAAAGCUCAUGAGCCACAACUCAAAGGAGUCCAACAUCAUUGAGUUCAAAGGAGAUGUCUUCAUAGAAAACAAGCGGCUCCUGGUGUUUGAAAAACUGGACAUCACCCUGCAGGACUAUGUGCAGAAUCUACCACAGCCAAUGCGACUGGAACACAUCCACCCUGAAAACAAAAUUAACCUGACAGGCUUGGCUGAUGAGGACAGUGACCAGAAGAGCAGUGAAUAUGAGGACUGUGAGGAUAGUAGCAAUUAUAAAGACGCCGACUACAAUGAGGACAGUGACGUGGAAGAGGAGAAAUACAGAGAAAACAUCAAGGCUGAGGAGGAAAAGGAUCCUGUCAACAAGGAGAUCAAUGAGUAUGAGGACAGUGACCUGAAGAGCAGCGAGUAUGAGGACUGUGAAGAUAGUAGCGAUUAUAAAGACGCUGACUACAAUGAGGACAGUGACAAUGCUGACACUGUUGAACACACUGAGGACAGCAAGGAUAGUAAUGAUGAUAAAGACACUGAGGUCAGCGAGAAGGAGCAGAGGAAGACAAAGAAGAAGAAGAAGAACUGCUUCCAACGCGCCUUCUCUUGGAUAAAGAAGACGUUCUGCUGUUGCUGUGUGUCCGAUGUGAUGGACUGA
Messenger RNA from Acanthochromis polyacanthus (spiny chromis), 633 nucleotides. RefSeq names its product protein starmaker-like. The record is from RefSeq and is a predicted model, not a curated record. The transcript is spliced from 2 exons. The coding region runs from base 1 to 633 and encodes 210 amino acids. Lineage: Eukaryota; Metazoa; Chordata; Actinopteri; Pomacentridae.